Molecule: messenger RNA, 4431 nt
Organism: Trypanosoma theileri
Lineage: Eukaryota; Euglenozoa; Kinetoplastea; Trypanosomatida; Trypanosomatidae
Product: transcription elongation factor SPT6
Exons: 1
Coding region: 1-4431 (1476 amino acids)
Biological process (GO): transcription elongation by RNA polymerase II; mRNA transcription by RNA polymerase II; transcription elongation-coupled chromatin remodeling
Cellular component (GO): transcription elongation factor complex
Molecular function (GO): histone binding; nucleosome binding
Source: RefSeq, a predicted model, not a curated record
AUGGAGAACACGGGGGCGGAGAUGGCAGAAGGAGCCCCACUGCGGACCAUUGAGGAGGUGCUCACCGGCGCUAUGUGGGUCGUAAACCUUACAGACCCCGCACUCUGUCUUGACCGCCUGAACGAAACGUUCAAUGAUGUUAUCUUCAGCUGUGUCGAAGAUGAUGAUGAGAAUGUAGAAGAAGAGCGUGUUGGUAGGCUCAGAACAGCUGCAGACCGCCUGCGAGAUGAGAGAGCAAAGGAGGACCUACGUCGCGCAUUGCUUGAUCUACAGGAUAAUACAUACGUAGAUGAUGAUAUGGGCGGAGAAAGGGGUAGCGGUGUAGGGACAGAAGAAAAGGAAGAAGAUGAAUAUGGCGAUGAUGAUGAUGAUGAAGUCUUCUCAGAAGAGUCACAUCUUAUGGAUGAUGAAGAGUUUUUGUCGUGGAUUCACCGUAACGACACACAGCGUCGAGAUGAGAGAGCUGAUGUGGUGGAGAGUACGGAUGAUGUUGCCCCUGCCAGUGGUUUGGAGCUUGAGUUACACCGUGUUGGUUUAGGGGAGGAAGAUAAACGAAUGACAGAGGAUUUGCUGCCAGAACGACUUAAAGCUAUUGAAAUGAAGGAGAAACGACCUGGUCUUGGUUCUCGAAUGUUACCGCAUGGAUAUUCAUACAAAAUUCCAAUUGAGUAUGAAGCUUUUUGGGUUUUGAGACAACUGCGUAGUGCAGGUCAACCUCUAGCGCAUAAUACACGCAUUUGCGCCAUCGCCACAAGACCUCUUGCAGAAGUAGCAGAUGAACCGGUGGUAGUUGCAAUUGGGUAUGCGUUACGGAAAAUGACACAGGAAUAUAUCGAACCUGCACAUCUUAUGCUGUACCACCAGACUGCUUUGCAUCCUCUGCUGUGUGCAUUGUUAGAGGCUUCCCCACUACUGGAGUCAGCGGAGAGCACGUUGCCUGUUGUGUCCUAUGCGUACAGCACUGAAACAGGAAGACGACAGCGACCUUACGUCUCAGACCGUUACGUUGGCUUCGGCGCGUUGAGUGAUCGUUCCAUCGGAGAUGGUGAUCCAAAGUGGAAACGACUAGACGGUGACGAAAACGAUUUUACGCAGCGUAAACCGUGUUUCAUUGAAUUGGGGAGGUUGUUACUACGCAUUCUAGAGCUUGAUGUGCUUUGUCAUCGACUGGAGUGUCAGAGGCAACAACUGCUUUUGAAAUUAAAGGAUCACCCAGAGUCUAGUGUACAAGAUCAACGUGUAGCACUAGAUCGACUUGUGUUUGAAAGUGGAAUUGAAGCUGAUUUUUGGCAGACUUUUACCGGAUUUCUUACCGCAGAACACGGAAGAGGUCCAACUCAAGUAGUAAAAGCACUUGGACUAGAGGAUGCAUUUGAAGAAUAUACUAUUACUGGACUACAAUACCAGGAAAAUCUUCUUGCCAAUGCACCAAUUCAUGUUUGUCAGUCACCACAGUCAAUACCAUUGAUGGAGUGGGCAUUACAGGUUGGUAAUAGUGCACGUACUCCACGUUCUGGUGAAGCAGUGUUAUUACUUUUUAAUCAAGCUAUUGUAGAACAGUUUUCAAAAUUACCUGUUCUUCGCAAGCGACUCUUCGACCUUUUCUGUGCAGAAGGUGAUCUUAUUGUAACAUACAAACAGUGGAAACGAAGGGAUGAUGUUUAUCCUUUGGCUACAUUCUUUGUUGAACAUCCUAGACACUACUUGGAUCUGCUAGAACGUGAACGACAGGGAAGGGUGGGACUCUACUACGUUUUAAAUGAAGAUUUGAUACGACGUGAAAUGAAUCUUCGUCAGCUAUAUGAUCGAUCUCCUGAUGAUGAAUGGUCAUUAGAACGUGAACGUGCAAUGGAGUUAUUGCUUCUGCGACUCGUUGAUGGACUCAUCCCAAAGGUAAAAGCAGAACUUUGUCAAUUUGCACAACUCUUUGUGCAGACUCAGAGUAUGGAACGUCUAGGUCUUCUGUGUGCAAAUGGAUCGUAUGAACCCACACGGUUAUGUCUUGAGGCAUAUGACAGUGAUGCACUUAUAUGGGAACCUGAGUGGAAUGUUGUUGAAGCCCUCCCGUUAGAACGAUUCCAUGGAUUUGGGCGAAAACCUUUAGCACGUGUGUGCGCUGCCUACCGUGGUGAUAAUGGGGUGACAUAUUUGAGUUUUAUAGAUGAAAUGGGUUCUUUUAUUGCUUCCACACGUUGGGCCGAUUGUGCGUUAAAUUCUGAGGUUGGUCGAGCAGCUGAUUUACAACAAAAUAUUCAGCUUGAAAAACUUUUUGCACGUUGUAAUCCAAGUGUAAUUGCUGUUGGUGCAUUUAAUACAGAAUCUCUCUCACUAAUGCGCUCCAUGCAACGUUUUGUACGGGAACGUGUUUACCCGGCAUUCCAUGUGCACAUUCCUGUGGUAUGGGCACCUGUGGAGGUGGCACGGUUGUGCAGUGCGACUACAUACGCUGAUCUUGAAACUCCUGGGGCAGACUAUCUCACUCGAACAUCUUUGGCACUUGCACGAUAUGUACAGGAUCCUCUUAGCUCUAUUUGUCUUUUAUUUGAUAAGGAGCGUACUGCACUUCGUCUAUCCCUUGGUGCUGCAGUCUAUACAACUAGUGAACAAGAAGAGCAAUUAUACACACGAUUAUGUUGGGAAAUGAGUUUCUGGGUUACAGCAUGUGGUGUUUGGAUAGAUGAAUGCGUUACUAGACCAAACAGUGUUGCUUCACUGCAGUUUGUAGCAGGUUUUGGUCCAUCAAAAGCACGUAAACUCUACCAGCUGCUGACAACACAGUCUCCAAAUAGUCGUGAAGAAUGCAGUCGUACAAUUACGGAGUAUUUUGGUAAAUAUGUUUCACAAAAUGCGGUAUCUAGCUUACGUAUAGGACCACAAAGUGACGGAGGUGUUUCGGCUACCGAUAGAGUUUAUUCUUCCCAUUGGCAUUUACUUGAUCAAACACUUAUACCCAGAGAAUGGUAUACUGCUGCUGCAUUUAUUGCAAGGACGGCAUUAAAAAAUGCAUCACCAAGAUUAGUUGCUUUAUCAGAUUUUAUGCAACUUGAAGCGGAUGAAAAGCGAGAUCGCAUAGAUCGCCACGCGCACCAACAAGAUAUGAUUAUUGCCAUUCGUAAAGAGGGUCGUGCUGAAUGGAGUUCAAUAUUGGGUGAACGUGAGGUGGAAUUUAUACAAGAGGAGAUGAUAGCAGCUGGUCAGUCUUUUAUGCAACGCCCAUAUCGACGUUUAUCAAAUAGAGAACUUAUGAUGUACAUCACCGGAAUUAUUUACUGUUCACGUCGAGAUGCAUCCUUCUCAAAUCGUUCAGUUGAUACACAAUCGCUACUUAUUUCUGAGGGUGAUUACUUAUCAGGAACAGUACAAGGUGUACGUGGUGGUGGGGCAGUACCGGGAAUUCGUGUGGCAACAUCAUGUGGUUUGGGGGCUUUAAUUUCUGCAGAUGAUAUUGACGAUGAUUCCAUGAAACAGGAACUUCUACUGCAUGUUCAUUCUUUACGUGAAACUAGUGGUACACUAGAACGUCCAUCUCUUUCCUCAACAUGGCUACGUCGUGGUGCACCCAUUCAAGGUGUUGUGAUCAGUUGUAAUUGGGAACGCUGCGAACUACGUCUGCGGUGGUGCCGACCUCGAGAAACUGAGCCUGGUAGUAGCAAUAAUAAUUUCAAGAGAGAACUUGGUAUUGAUAAAGAUAACGAGGAAGAUGGUGAUCAAAACUAUGUGUCCUAUGAUACAUUUAUAAAUGAUGCGACAAGUAGCGCAAAUUCCCUCCGUACCGUUUAUAUGAAUAUGGAGGCACGUGUCUUUGCGACUAAAAUAUCUCGUCAUCCUCUUUUCCGUGACACUACAAGUGCUACAGCGUUGUCAUACCUGCACGAUAAGAAAAUUGGGGAAGUAAUCCUCCGCCCGGCAACAGGUUUCCGCAAUAAGGCGAUUGCGGUAGUGAAGAUUGGAGAGCGGUCCAUGUGCAAUUGGCUCAUCAGUGAAGAGCGGCGACCAACUGGCGCUAUUUAUUACCGUCUGAAGGAUAAAGUCUCGGGCCGCCAGGUGGAGUUUGGCGACGUGGAUGAGUUCUUGAACGGCUUUAUUGCCCCAAUGGUGGAACUCGUGCAGGGAAUCCGCGAACACCGCCGCUUUGUGGGAAGUGCCCGCGAGGUCCAUGACGCGCUCGAUGCACAACGGCGUGGUGGCCUCGGCUUCGCGUACGUCUUUGCUGAAGUUGGACAGCAGUCGCGGCCGCCGUUUUAUCGCGUCUUCACGCGCGGCGGCAACACAGAACGGAACUUCUACUUGCACAUUGAUGAUAGCAGCAUCUACGUUCGUGUGCCUAUCCGCAGUAGCAGCGGCAGGGGCGGGGUGGAGCUUAAGUGGGUGAAGUGCCGUAAUGCGGAGCAUGUGAGCGAGCUCGUGAAGGGCCUCGCACGACCUCGCUAA